AUGGAUGAGCCAGACAAGCCGAAGGAUAAAGUGCCGAUUCCCGGCACGGAUGGAUGGCUCCGUGUCACAACCACACAUGGACAUGUAUUCUAUGCCCAGAAAAAGACCAAGCGGUCUGAAUGGACGAUGCCGGAAGAGAUUCGUCCGGCUGUUUUGGCAUGGGAAGCGUCUCUUGAGCCUGCUCCCAAGAAAAUGCGUACGGAGGCGCCUGAAGACGAAGCGACCACGCCUGAGCCUUUGCCCGUGGAAGCAGACGAAUUUGCCCACCUCUCUUUCGAGGAGGGCAAAGUCCUUUUUAUGGACAUGCUCACGUCACUGAAUGGCACACCUCGCGAGGUGAAUCCCAUCGCUCCAUGGGAUCGUGAACUGCCCAAGUUUGUACACGAGCGUGCGUAUCGCGCCUUGCCUACGCUGGAAGAUCGACAGGACGUCUUUAAUGAGUGGUGCAAGUACCGUCUCCGUGAAAAGCGCGCCAAGAAACCCUCAGCCUCUCAGGACGCCUUCCGUGCACUUCUUCGAGCCCAGGUGGCAUCGACGCGCACGACGUUUGCGGCCUUUCGGGACGCAUUUCAGCGUGAUCCGGCGUACGAAGCCAUGGUGCGAGACCAUGCCGAGUCGGGAGCUGCGUCGCUCUUUGAAGCAUGGCUUUCUGAACUCAAGCAGCGCAAACUCCAGCAGGCCGAAGCAGCCGAGCAAGACUUUCUUGCGCUGCUCACGGAAAAGAUUUCGUCCAAAGAUGAGUGGGCCGUGGCGAAAAAGACGCCCGGUCUAGCUACCGAUCCUCGCUAUGACGCGGUGGGAAGUGCGACACGCCGUUCUGAGCUCUACCAAGCGUGGUGCCGACGUCCCUCGCAGCGUCUUUCCAAAGAAGAGCGACAGGCACAGGCGCUCGAACAUCGCGAGGCGCAAGUCCGUCGUGAACAUGCCAAACAUGCGCGGCAUGCACACUCGGCGCGCUCUGAUGCGCUUGAAGAGCAAUACGAGACGUAUCUCCGGCAGCGGCUGGUCGAUACGGUCCGCGAUCCAUGGAUGGCUUGGGAGGAUGCCAAGCACUUGGUCGAUGGACGCCGCGCUCUGUUUGAUGAGCAUAUGGAGCAUUUGCGAGGAAAGCGGCGUGAUCUGCUGGCCAAGCUGUUUGCGAAGCAUGCACAGGAUGCGUUGCAGACCGGUGGCGAUGUCAUUUUGCCGCUGGUACGUGCGGAUCCAGCCUACAUCGAGUCGGCCCUACCGCGGUUCGUGGGCGACACGCAUCAGGGGCAGCAGCACACGACGCUGGAAGCCGAGUUUGAUGCAUGGGACCAGUGGCGCCAUGCUCAGGCCCGGCGCGAGUUUCAGGACAUGCUACGUGAGAAUGCCUUUGUCGAUUUUUGGGGACGUUUGCAAAAGCGAGACAAGGGCGAGGCAGACACCGUCGAGGCGGAAGACGAGGACGACGAGGGGACCAUGGUGUCAUUACUGGAUAUGGCAUCACAGCUAGAUAUACAGGCGAUGGAAUCGGUGCUCAAGAUGGAUAAGCGGUACAAGGUAUUUGCGCAUGUCCCAGAACAGCGCACCGCGUGGGUUCGUGCGUAUUUGCAGUCGCUCAGCGUGCCGAAAAGGGCGGUGCGCCUACGAAAUGAAUAG
Molecule: messenger RNA, 1623 nt
Organism: Malassezia restricta
Lineage: Eukaryota; Fungi; Basidiomycota; Malasseziomycetes; Malasseziales; Malasseziaceae
Product: transcription elongation regulator 1
Exons: 1
Coding region: 1-1623 (540 amino acids)
Cellular component (GO): nucleus
Molecular function (GO): transcription coregulator activity; RNA polymerase binding
Source: RefSeq, a predicted model, not a curated record